This is a messenger RNA of Auanema sp. JU1783, 849 nucleotides long. Lineage: Eukaryota; Metazoa; Nematoda; Chromadorea; Rhabditida; Rhabditidae. The record is from the annotation of a GenBank genome assembly.
AUGCUCACUAUACUAAGCCUUUUUUAUAUAUUCGGUUCUCUGGCUGCUGUAACUGAUGAGUCAUGUCAUUCUCACUGUUACGAGGGGAAAAUGCCAACAUGCGGCACAUGGCUCAUAAGUGAAAACAACUCUGGUAUAGCAGGAGCGUACGAGCUUAAUAAAGGAAUAGUAAACAUGACAUGCGAAUUUUCCUCAUUGCCCGAACCAGCUAUCGUCUCUUGGGUGCAUAAAGCUGUUAAUACAAAUAGCUGGAAAACUUUCCCAUGUUCGACAAAAAACGAAGAAAAAAUUUGCGGGAGCUCUGAACACAGAGUAAUAUCGCGAUGUGUUUUACGUGCAACCGAUCUCAAUAUGUCUGGUAGUUAUCGUUGUCAGGCAUCCAACAAUAACCCAAUAGUUACUGAAAAUCAUAAAGCAUAUGGAUCUGAGUUUGACAUAAGUGUUGUAGGGAUAUCAAGCGUAAAAGUUAUCAACUAUACUCUAAAACAGAAACAACUAGGAAAUAUUAUCAUUGAGGUUUGUGCCAACCCAAAGCCUGAAGUGUACUGGCUAUCUUCUGAAAGUAUCGUGACUUCUCAUACCGGGACAGACAGGCUUAUUGUUGCUCACUUACAUCACCAAAAAACCCGAUUAGAUGCGAGUGGUCCAGCUUCUGUAGUACCUUAUUGCUAUUUGAGCGAAUUAUACAUACGGAACGUGGAGCCAGACGAUCAAGACAUAAAAGUAUUAGUAAAGACUGAAAAUUCCAUGGAAAUUCGUCACUUAUCUUUACGAGUUUCCGGCAGCUCAAAGUUCGGUUUUGGUUCAAUUUUUCAAAUCUUAGGUUUAUUAAUGUUAAUAAUGAUUUAA